Toxotes jaculatrix (banded archerfish) is the source of this 4485-nucleotide messenger RNA. It is a transcript of the gene tcf12, whose product is annotated as transcription factor 12. Lineage: Eukaryota; Metazoa; Chordata; Actinopteri; Toxotidae. The record is from RefSeq and is a predicted model, not a curated record. Gene Ontology annotation, cellular component: transcription regulator complex. Gene Ontology annotation, biological process: regulation of transcription by RNA polymerase II. Gene Ontology annotation, molecular function: protein dimerization activity; RNA polymerase II cis-regulatory region sequence-specific DNA binding; DNA-binding transcription factor activity, RNA polymerase II-specific. The transcript has 20 exons. Bases 182 to 2302 code for a protein of 706 amino acids.
UGCAAAGCAAAAAUGUCUGCCUAAGGGAAACUCGUAACUGAUAUAUAUAGAGGAUAUUUUCCCAGAUAUUGCCGUUUAAACCCACAUUUCGCUAUUCUGAGGCGUAUUGCAAGAAAGCGAGCCUUCACCAGAUCACCCUAGUCGGGAUUUUAAUCGGAAAAAAGGUUUCUAGAUCGCCAGGAUGAAUCCUCAGCAGCGGAUUGCCGCUCUUGGAACAGACAAGGAAUUAAGUGACCUGCUGGAUUUUAGUGCGAUGUUCUCUCCACCUGUAAGCGGAGGGAAAAACAGGCCCACCACUCUUGGAAGCAGUCAGUUCAGUGCAUCAGGUAUGGAUGAGCGGAACAACCAAGCAUCUUGGGCCCCAGGUGGCGAGUCCAGUCCUUCCUAUGAGUCCUCCCGGGGUUUCGCAGACAGCCCUCAUUACGGCGAUCAUUUGAGUGACAGUCGAUUAGUGUCCAAUGAAGGAUUGUCUCCAACACCUUUUAUGAACUCGAACAUAAUGGGUAAAUCAGAGAGGACUUCAUUUCUAGGCUAUGGGAGGGAUCCUGGAGCAUCUGGCUGUCAGUCUUCUCUAAGGUCGGACAUUGGGGUGGCGAGUCCUAGUUCAGUGACUACGUCAGGGAAGUCAGCUGCUCCUUUCUACUCCUUCACUGCAGCCAAUCCCAGAAGACGUUCUCUACAAGAUCCUCCGCCUAUUGAUCCUCUACAAACAAAAAAGGUUCGCAAGGUCCCCCCUGGCCUGCCUUCAUCUGUGUACGCACCGUCUCCAAACUCAGAAGACUUCAACAGAGAUUCACCUUCUUACUCUUCUCCUAAACCCUCCAGCAGUAUGUUUGCAAGCACUUUCUUUGAUGGUACCCACAGUUCGUCUGACCCGUGGAACUCAUCCAGUGGGAUCAGCCAGCCCGGCUAUGGGGGAAUGCUCGCAGGAUCUUCAUCUCACAUGCCACAGUCAGGAAAUUACAGCAGCCUGCACUCACAUGACCGUUUGAAUUAUCCCGCACACUCAGUCUCUCCAGACAUCAAUGCCAGUCUUCCUCCCAUGUCCAGCUUCCACCGAAGCAACACCAGCACUUCACCAUUCGUCACCGCAGCGCACACCCCGUCCGUCAACACAGCCGAUGGGGUCAUGGCUGCUGCAAAUCGGGGGAACGCCACUGGAAGCUCACAGACUGGAGAUGCACUGGGCAAGGCUUUAGCCUCGAUUUACUCACCUGACCACACUAGCAGUAGUUUUCCAUCCAACCCGUCGACACCUGUGGGUUCUCCUUCACCUCUGACAGCCACAGCAGGCGCUGCCUCAGCAGGCACCGUGGUGACUGCUGCCGGCACCCCGUCUGGAAGGCCAGGUGCAAACCAGUGGCCCCGCGCUAGUGGACAGACCCCCUCCUCUCCAAAUUAUGAGAACUCCCUGCACUCACUGUCUCGAAUGGAGGAUCGUCUGGACAGAUUGGAUGAUGCAAUCCUUGUUCUGAGGAACCAUGCAGUGGGCUCCACCGCCAGUCUGCCCAGCGACAUACACAGUCUGCUGGGACAGGCACAAAAUGGGCCAAUAGCAGCCAUUGGAGCAAACUUCCCCGCCUCUGCAUUGGUUCCAAGUCGGACAGCAGCAAUGCAGGGUGGUGCCCACGCUGACGACGCUGCCAGCCUGAACAACAGCCAUGGAGGACUGCCCAGUGCCGGCUCCACAUCCAGCACAGAACUCAACCACCAAGUGGAAACAUUCAGAGGUCUUACUUCAGGCAUGGCUGGACAGGUGCCGACCACCCUGGAGCUGAAGGUGGAGAAACAGGACAAGGACGAGAUGCACGAUAGCCUCUCCACAGAUGACAAGUCAGACGAUGAGAGCGAUAAAAGAGAUAUGAAGACACCCAGAGCAGGCACACGCACGAGAUCUGACUGCAGGUGGAUUUCUUCUCCCUCCCACAGUCUCACCGAAGACGAAGAUCUGAAUCCAGAGCAGAAGGCUGAACGUGAGCGUGAGAGGAGGAUGGCUAACAACGCCCGUGAACGCCUGAGGGUGCGGGACAUCAACGAGGCCUUCAAGGAGCUCGGACGCAUGUGCCAGCUGCACCUGAAAAGCGAGAAGCCCCAGACUAAACUGCUCAUCCUCCAUCAGGCUGUGGCCGUCAUACUUAGCUUGGAGCAGCAAGUGAGAGAGCGGAAUUUGAACCCCAAAGCAGCCUGCCUUAAGAGAAGGGAGGAGGAAAAAGUGACUGGAGGCUCUGGUGAUGCUCAACAAGGCCACACAGGAGUCCAUCCAGGCCUGACUGACACAUCCAACCCCAUGGGCCACCUCUGAGUAGCAGACAGAUCAAAGUGAUCCAGGUCAUUUCUGUCCCGUUUCGAGUCGGUGACCUUGCUUCCCAGUGACAGACAGGACUCACAGUUUGUGACACCAAUUGGAGGAGACAGACCACUUGAAGCAAAACCACAAGACUAACACAAUCCAAUCCUAAGAUUGAGGAAGAGCCAAGCGUCCAGCUCCCUGUGACCAGUUUCCAUCUGCAAAUUUCUCCCCACAAAGAAAAAAAUCUUCAGCACAUAUCACUGUCUGCAAGAAGUGUGUUGCUUCUGAACAAUCAGAGACUUCGCAAUCUCCUCAAACCGUAUGUGGAAAUUGCCUCGUGCCUAAACUGAAUUGACGAAUGCAUUGUAACAGCAAUUGUUUUUGUUUGUCUGUUUCUUUUUUUUUUCCUAUUUAUUAUGUUAUUGAGCUAUAAAGUGUAUGUCUAAAGGGAAAGUUAAGUAAAUUCACAGAGAAGUAUGCAGCUUUUCAGUUGAUCUAUAGUUUGCCGGUGUCACCAUUAAAACUGAGCACUCCACCCUGCUAAAUCUUUGGCGAGUCCGAGAUGAGGGGAAAAUAUUUGGGCACUGAGAAGAUUGAGAUUAAUUUAUUGGCCAGUUUAUAGUGAUAUUUAUACCUAACUGAAAAUCAUCAUUAGCUGUUAGAACUGAAAGAUUAAAGCGCCCCCUUUUUGUUUUGUUUUUUAAAGAGGAUAUAUUAUUUAUAUUUAUAUUUUAUUCAUUCUGCCACUGGCCACAUCUGUAACCAAAACUACCUAUGAUUGUCUCUCUGUAAUUUAGAUCAAUUUCUGUGCUACUGACCAGUGGAAUAAUAAGCCCAACAACAUUAGCAUCAACAAUAUUGUCUACAUAGGUGACAAAUGAGUGGCAAACUCUAGUUUUACUGAAAGCUCACAUUUAGUUGUGUUCUUUUUUCCUCAGUAGUGAGCAGUAAAAAUUCAGAGAGCAAACUAUUUGCAAACCUUAGCAUUCCCUGCAUAUUUUUAGUGUCUUAACUAAAGGAAAAGUGGACUUCACUGCCCUUCAGUUCCUUUGCCAUAUAGUGUUAAAUGUAAGCAGUGACAUAUUUUUGCAGAUUCUUGUCUUUGUUUAGCCUCCUGACAGUUACAUGCUCCUGAUGUCAGUACAGAAGUGGCUUGUUUUUUUUGUGUGUGUUUGUUUUGUCAUUUUUCCGCCACCAGCUAAUCAGAGAUUGCUUAAUGAAGAAGUAGUUUAAGAUUAAAAAAAAAGAAAGAAACGACGACCACACUUUGUCCUGGCCUGAUGAAAAUACCACUUUCUCAAUUUUCUUUCUGUUAAUAUCUCAAGACAUUAGAUUUCAAAAGCAGUUACUCUCAGUAAAAUUUAGUUAUGCUUAUUUGUGUUGUAACAAGUCCUUUCUUUAGUCUUCCAUCAUUAUAAUGUCCAGUUUCAGUCAGCAGAGAGAACAUCUAAGUUAUUUUUCAAAGAUGUUUUGAUCCAAGCAGUGAUAUACUCAUGCAGCAAAAGUCAGACUAGAUAUUUCUUGAAUUUUGUUGAACAUUAUAGAACUGUAGCACAAUAAUGAACAAAAACAGUUAACAGGAUUUUUUUUUAUGUUUCAAGACAUUGUUCAUGGCUUUAUUUUAUUUUUCCCUAUCAGUGUGCAUGCUUUACGUUUCUCCUUUUAUUAAGUCUUUGGUCUUAAGACUUGCUUUAUAUUCCAUUUAUUUCUUUGUAUAUUGUCUUCUAUCAUUAUCUACACCUUAAACAAGGCUGCCACAUUCAGAAUGAGUAUUCUGUACAAAAAGGGACUUAAAUUAGAAUAAAAGAUGCCACACCACGAGUUUACAUUAAAGAUUUAUGACUAAACAACUUUGUUCUAGUGAAAAAAGAAAACCUAAAGAGUUUUUUUGUGUAUUCUCUGACUGAAUGUGGCCUUGUUCUUCAUUUCAGUAUUCACAAACUUGUAUUCAUGUUGGCAGACUUUGAUUGAGGGUAUAAUGUAUGUCACUUCCUGCUCUCUUUUUCCUUCAUUUUUUUUUAAAUUUCCUGUUCUUCCUAUAUUUCUUUGCUCCUCUGUUUGCCAAGUUAGACUUUGCUGUAUUCCCAGAUGCUUUCCCUUGUAUAAUAUAUGAAAAACAAGAAAAUCAAAAGGAAAAAAAAAAACAUUUGGCUUAUUUUUCACUGUAGUUAGUCUUUUAUACAAUAAUACUGUAA